AUUUUGAAUUGUCAUCUGAACGGUCACGCUGAUCAACAUACCUGGGACGCAGCUGAAAAGAAAAAGAAACAAUUUAUUUUGACGCGUUGUGCAAACGUUCGCGUACGUGAAUAAAUCCAUAAAUCAUGUCGCAACAACGUGCAACAAGCAGCAGCGAUGGCGGUAUCAAUAACACAGAGCCAAACACCCCCAAUACCAACAAUGCUAUCAUAGUUUUAGACGACAGUGACGACGAGGAGAAAGAUGUGCAGUUUGUUAGUGUUGCGCGUCCUGUUAUGCCUGUGAUCGAUCUCUGCAUGUCACCAUCCACCUCAGCUGCUGCCGCUGCCGCAGCUGCUGCUGCAGCGGCGACCAAUUCCAACACUGGAACAGGUGAUUCACUUAAAACAGCAAACAGUGAAACAACGGAUGGUGGCGCCUUGGCACCUGCACCUGAUGCCACCUCGGACUCUCAAAGCGCUGCACUGGAAUGCGCCAUAUGCCUACAGACCUGUAUACAUCCCGCACGUCUUCCCUGCGGUCACAUCUUCUGCUUCUUAUGCGUUAAGGGAGUUGCCUACAAAAAUCGUCGCUGUGCGAUGUGCCGACGUGAGAUUCCCGCCGAAUUCCUCGAUCACCCGCAGCUAGUGAAUGGCAUCGAUGAUAUUUAUGCCACACGUGCCACCGAGGAUGGUUAUCAAUGGUACUACGAGGGACGCAAUGGAUGGUGGCAAUAUGAUGAUCGCACCAGCCAGGACAUUGAGGAGGCCUUCAAAAAGGGUGACAAAUCCUGCUCCAUACUCGUCGCCGGCUAUGUGUACAUCGUGGAUCUGGAGCAGCUAGUGCAGCAGCGUCAAAACGAGCCCAAUCGAUGUCGUCGCGUCAAACGUGACUUGGCCACCAUACCCAAGAAAGGCGUCGCUGGAUUGCGCAUCGAGGGCAACCAGGUGACCAGUGAUACGGUCUUCAGUCGCCCCAGCAAUCCCACACCGACAGCUGCCGCUUUGGGUGGCCCCUCCAGCUUUAUAUCGACGAUCGCAGCCAGAGAUGCAGCCAUCCGGAUUGCCAGCGACAUCAUUGGCUCAACGCUUGCCCAUGCGGAUGAGCUGACACGCGGCCUGGCGGCCAGCAAUAUCAGUGACAGCGCCAACGAUCUGAGCGGUGAGCAAACCUACUCCAAUCCACAACAAACCAAUCACACAACAGGUGCAGGUGCCGGGGUUGGGGCUGGGACAACAGAGCAACAACAGUCCCCUGGUAUGGUGGGUUUGAGUGCCUCGCGUUCGCUUGCCUCCUCGCACUCGAAUUCGAUACAGGAUCUCAUGCUCAGUGCCACCGAGGAUCUGCUGGAUACGACACAGCAGGUGAUUGAGACCAAUCAGCAUACCAUAGAUCUCUUCGAGCAGGCCUUGAACGAUUUUCAGGCGCUCACCAUGCGCAACUUUGCCGACUCCAGUGAUGAGGAUGACGAUGAUAAUGACAAUGCCGAUGAGCAUAAUGCAGGCGAUAAUAAUACAACAGUGGUUGAGCAAACGGAGGCGAGCGAACGCCCACACAAUGGACACAAUGGCACAAUGGGUUUUUAAACUUUCUUGAGCACACCACACACACACACAUCUACACAAUUCUACAUAUAAAUCUACAAGACAUAGCUUAGGAAUACACUAAACAAAAAGAAAAAUGAAAGCAGCUAAAAGCUCGAAACGCGAUCGAAGUUCCUUUUUAGAAAUGUCAUCAUUUCGGAAUGUUAACUAGAGAAAUGCCGCGCGUACCUGAGAACUAACUAUAUAAAAUCACUAUAUAGGGCUCUAUGCGUGAGCAAGAGUGCAAGACGGAAGAAGCCAACAGGGUAACAUACAUACUUACAAAUACAAAACAUACACUAUAUAUACAUACAUACAUAUAGUACAUAGAAAUUCCUUAUCGAUCUGAACCUGAACAAACCGUAAACUGUAAACGAGCUAACUAAAAGGCGAGAUGUGAUUAGGUAAUUGUAAUGUCAACAUAUUCAAAUUGUCUCUCCAAGAGUACAGACAACACACAAACACACAAAAUAUUCACAGAAAUCCCAGAUUACCAAAAUACCACAUAAAGUAUAUUAAGUUAAGAUCGCUUCCGAAUCUCUUUAAUGGAUUGUUGUCAAGCUAUUCACACAUGUAUGUAUCGUAAUCCUCUGUGUUUAACAUAAGAUAUACUUGUGUUUACAAACAAUUUACAAUGAUCAUAUAUAAAUGUAAAAACACAAAAAAAAAAAGAA
Messenger RNA from Drosophila albomicans, 2236 nucleotides. RefSeq names its product E3 ubiquitin-protein ligase RNF146-B (gene Rnf146). The transcript has 4 exons. The coding region runs from base 126 to 1565 and encodes 479 amino acids. Gene Ontology annotation, biological process: ubiquitin-dependent protein catabolic process; Wnt signaling pathway. Lineage: Eukaryota; Metazoa; Arthropoda; Insecta; Diptera; Drosophilidae. Gene Ontology annotation, cellular component: cytoplasm; nucleus. Gene Ontology annotation, molecular function: poly-ADP-D-ribose binding; zinc ion binding; ubiquitin protein ligase activity. The record is from RefSeq and is a predicted model, not a curated record.